CCAGUGGUUUAGUGUACUGAGUCAAGUCCAUGCGUCCACAGAGCAAGAGAUCCGGGAGAUGCACGAUGAGCAGGCAAAUCCACAGAAUGCUGUGGGUACACUCGAUGUAGGACUAAUUGAUUCUGUCUGUGCUGCUGACAAUCCAGAUAGACCCAACUCAUUUGUGAUCAUCACUGCUAAUCGUGUUCUUCACUGUAAUGCUGACACUCCUGAAGAGAUGCAUCACUGGAUAACCCUGCUCCAGAGGUCAAAGGGGGACACUAGAGUGGAGGGACAAGAAUUCAUUGUGAGGGGAUGGCUACACAAGGAAGUAAAGAACAACCCAAAGAUGUCUUCCUUAAAACUGAAGAAGCGUUGGUUUGUUUUGACGCACAAUUCUUUGGACUACUACAAGAGUUCGGAGAAAAAUGCAUUGAAAUUGGGUACAUUGGUCCUGAACAGCCUCUGCUCAGUGGUCCCACCUGAUGAAAAGAUCUUCAAAGAGACAGGUUACUGGAAUGUAACUGUGUAUGGACGCAAACACUGUUACCGUCUCUAUACAAAAUUGCUUAAUGAGGCGACCCGCUGGUCAAGUGCCAUCCAGAACGUGAUUGACACAAAAGCACCAAUUGAUACUCCAACGCAGCAACUUAUUCAGGAUAUUAAGGAAAACUGCCUGAACGCUGAUGUGGUUGAACAGAUUUAUAAGAGGAAUCCUAUUCUCCGUUACACUCAUCAUCCGCUGCACUCGCCAUUACUGCCACUGCCAUAUGGGGACAUCAAUCUAAACUUGCUGAAAGACAAAGGCUACACAACUCUGCAGGAUGAAGCCAUCAAGAUAUUUAAUUCUUUACAGCAGCUGGAAUCUAUGUCUGAUCCCAUCCCUAUAAUCCAAGGUAUCCUCCAAACAGGACAUGAUUUACGACCCCUCCGAGAUGAGCUCUACUGUCAGCUCAUCAAGCAAACCAAUAAAGUGCCUAACCCUGGAAGCGUGGGGAACCUCUACAGUUGGCAAAUACUCACCUGCAUGAGUUGCACAUUUCUGCCCAGUCGCAGCAUCCUCAAAUAUCUCAAGUUUCAUCUCAAAAGGGUUCGUGACCAGUUUCCAGGAACUGAAAUGGAGAAAUAUGCACUUUUUACUUAUGAAUCUCUGAAGAAAACCAAAAGCAGAGAGUUUGUGCCAUCACGGGAUGAAAUAGAAGCACUGAUUGGCCGGCAGGAAAUGACAUCCACAGUUUAUUGCCAUGGUGGGGGCUCCUGUAAGAUUACGAUCAACUCACACACUACAGCUGGAGAGGUGGUUGAAAAGUUAAUUCGUGGUUUGGCCAUGGAGGAUAGCAGAAAUAUGUUUGCUUUGUUUGAAUACAACGGAACUACUGAUAAAGCAAUUGAAAGCAGAACCAUUGUAGCUGAUGUCUUGGCAAAGUUUGAAAAGCUUGCUGCCACUGCUGAAGCUGGGGAGAUGCACUGGAAGUUCUACUUCAAGCUCUACUGCUUCCUGGACACAGAAAAUGUCCCAAAAGAUAGUGUGGAAUUUGCCUUUAUGUUUGAGCAGGCUCAUGAAGCAGUGAUUAAAGGACAUUAUCCUGCUCCUGAAGAAACCCUCCAGGUCCUUGCAGCUUUGCGUCUUCAGUACCUUCAGGGAGAUUACACUCUGCAUACCACUGUACCAGAAAUGGAGGAAGUCUAUCCCUUGCAAAAGCUGAAGUCUCGGAUUACACAGUCUACCAAAACAUUUACUGCAGUAGAGAAGGCUGAGAAGAAACGAGCCAGCUUUCUUGAAGGAACACUGCGGAGGAGUUUCCGCAGUGGCUCUGUCAGCAAACAGAAGGUUGAGGAGGAUCAGAUGUUAGACAUGUGGGUCAAAGAGGAAAUCUCAGCAUCCAGGACUAGUAUUAUUGACAAAUGGAAAAAACUCCAGAGGAUGAAUCAGGAGCAGGCUAUGGCAAAGUACAUGGCUUUGAUUAAGGAAUGGCCUGGCUAUGGUUCAACACUCUUUGACGUAGAGUGUAAAGAAGGGGGAUUCCCACAAGAGUUGUGGCUUGGAGUCAGCGCUGAUGCAGUUUCUGUCUACAAGCGUGGGGAAGGAAGGCCUCUGGAGGUGUUCCAGUAUGAACAUAUCUUGUCAUUUGGUGCACCACUUGCCAACACCUACAAGAUCGUGGUGGAUGAGAGAGAACUGCUUUUUGAAACUAGUGAGGUGGUUGACAUUGCAAAGCUGAUGAAAGCUUACAUCAGUAUGAUCGUGAAAAAACGCUACAGCACCUCUCGAUCAGUGAGUAGCCAUGGAAGUCAGGGCAGCUGCAGGUGAAAACAAAACCAGUUCCACUGCACCCUAAAUAGAAUAUGUUCCCUGGCCUCAGAACAACCUGAUGACAUUGAUCAUGUUUGUUGACAAGCUAACGAAGAACCAGAGUUUCAACGGAAAAUAUCUUCAAACAAUGUUGUAGAAAGACCGCAGGGUGGGCAGGGGAAAAUCAGCUGAAAUAGUCACAUACUAGAACCGCUGGCUCAUUCAAAACUUUCCAAAGCAUUAUUAUCUUCAGUUGAUGUAAGAAACGCCUUAAGACUCAAUCCACUGCAAUACAAGCAGUAAUAAGUGCCUUACAAUAUUAAGCAUAACUUGUAUUGGCCUAAAAUUGCUGAUAAAAUUCAAGAAGAUUUCUUUUGUCCUUUCAGAACACUGAAAACAAAGUUAUAUUCAUCCAUUCUGCACUAAUCUACUGGCCUGUAUACAGGUGGGAAGGGGGAGGGAAGAAGAGCAAGGUAUAUUUUUUUUGGAGCGCUGCUGGCAGCCUUCCUGAUGGACGCCAACACUUUGUUUCCCGUUGCUUCCAUGGAUGUGCACAUUGUGCAUGCAUAUUUGAGCUGUCAGUAAAAUUUGACAAAUUUUAUUCUGUAUUUCACAAGUCUUUUGAAGCAAAGGGAAUAAGUAUGUGCAAUGGUGUAAACAGUCUUUCUGUACAUUUUAAUAGUUCAGAGUUAUAGGUGUUACAAUUGUAUGGUUACUUUAUAAGCAGUUUUAUUAACCAGUAAAUUCCAAAAUUUUCAUACACUGAUUUUACUAUUGCAAAUAUGUAUUACCAUAUAAGUAGCAGAAGUCUGCAUUCUGUAUCUGCUGUAUGAUAAAGAGAGAUGUAGCUGAGAAUAUUUAUAGACUACCCUAAUAUGGAAAUACAGUUAUCAGUUCAAUUCUUCAUCCUGUCAGCUUAUGUUUUUAAUAUUAAUUUUUUCUUUAAAAGACAUCACUCUUUUAUACUUCUGGCUGGACUCUCCAACCCAGACUGACUGCCAAAGGUCAGAACCCCUCAGAGUUGACUAGAGAACGCAAUGUUAUACAAUGCAACUACUUUAAUACAGAGUUCUCUAUUUUACCUGAUUGCCUGAUGAAGGUUCUUGACAGUACCCUGUAAAUAAAUUGGGGAAUAUCAGCUAAUAAUAAGUUGAUUUUGGACUUUUAUUUUUGUACAGAAAUACUGUAAUAUAAGGCAAAACUUUGAUCAAAGGUAUCUUUUUGUCCACAGC
Messenger RNA from Manacus vitellinus (golden-collared manakin), 3504 nucleotides. It is a transcript of the gene MYO10, whose product is annotated as myosin X. The transcript is spliced from 13 exons. NCBI's taxonomy places the organism in Eukaryota, Metazoa, Chordata, Aves, Passeriformes, Pipridae. The record is from RefSeq and is a predicted model, not a curated record. Gene Ontology annotation, biological process: signal transduction. The annotation marks the transcript as partial. Gene Ontology annotation, cellular component: cytoskeleton.